GCGGGGGGAGCCGUCCUCUGGGAGUGUCCCAGCCCAGACAGACCCCUCCCCGCAGAACAUGGCCAGGAGCCUGCCGAGGGGGGCCAUCCAGAGCGAGCGCCCGGAGCCUGCCGCACGCACACGGGGCAGAAGCCGGUGUCCGCUCGGAGAUGCUGAGGAGGCGGCGGGUCUUCGCCGUGGAGCCGCUCUGGAGCCCAGAUGGCGCACGGAAGCCCUGGGAGAGCUGUGUGGUGCUAACCUCAGCCAGCAUCUACCGCAAGCUGCAGGAAGCCUCUGGAGAGAGCACGGAUCCCGCUCCUGAGCCACAGCGGGGCAGCAGAAUGAGCAGCGAGCUGGGCCUGUGGGGCCCGGCCGGGUCGCCGACGGAGCCUGGCCUCCCCCACCAGCUGGGCCUCUUCCCGAAGACCGGGCGGCUCCUCAAGUCGGAGUCGGAGGACUCCGGAGUGGAGAUGGCUGGCAACGAGAACUCACCCUCCACUCCGCUGGGCUCGGAAAGCAGCUUUUCUCUGGACUGUCUUGAUGGCUUCCAGCCCUCCACCGCAGACUCUGCUGCCAGCGACCCAGAGGAGGGCUGCCCCGAAGCAGAGGGUCCAGAGGAGCCGGACCCUCUCCGGGAGCAGGUCUACCUCCAGAACCUGUCGGUCAGCAAGAAGCUGGCCCAGGUGAUGCAGCGCUCCCGGAAGCUCCACGUGCCCAGCCGCUCUCCCAAGCCGCUCGGCCGGAAGAGCCUGAGCCUGGUGGAACUGGAGCUGUUGGCCUCCUACGGCUCGCAGGGGCUGAGUGGAAAAGUGGGGGCUGCAGAGGGGCACAGCCAAGCCCUCUCUGGCUGCCGGAGCCUAGAGGAACAGAGCACUGAGUCCUGUGGGGAGGAGGCGGAGGUGCGGAGAGAUCCCUCUUUAACCCUCCCGGGCCAGGGCCUGCGCUACCUGGAGCAUGUCUGCCUGAUGCUGGAGAAGAUUGCCCAACUGCAGCGGGCCAACCUGCAGCUCCAGCAGCAGCAGAAGGUGAUGGAGAGCCGGCUGUGGGGCCAGCAGGCUGAGAACGUGGUGCCCUCUGAGGAGAGGCCAUGCAGAGCCCCAGAAGAGCAAGGGCUGUCCCAGCCAGAGCCUGAGAACAGGGCGGAGGUGGAAAUGCAGGAGGAGGAUUUGCCUCUGGACUCUUGGAGGCCCCACCACUUCAGGGCACGCUCGGCCUCAGACACCGGGAUGCUCCAGGACCUGACCAGGAGCUCAGAGAAUGAGCCAGCCUGCUCCAGGAAGCCGGCAACGCACUGCGUCAGCUCACCCACCCUGCUGGAUCAGCCGGACUGGGGAGCCCAUACCCUACCGCCAAACAUGAGACCUAGGAACGACCGCUCGCACUGGGGGAAAGUCAAAGUGCUGAUCAACAGGAUCACCAGGAAAUCCAUCCGGGCCAGUGAGCCGUCCCUGUUCGGGGAGUCUGCCGUCGACAGCAGACAGUGUAGUCUGGAGGCUUCACGGGAGAAACAAUGCUCCCAUCCCAGGAGGAGCUUCCUGCCAGCACUGGGGGUGAAGAAACACCGCUCGAAAACCCUCUCUGUGCGCUGAGCGCCCUGAGGCUGCGGGAGCCUCUUGGAGACCUGAAGGAUUUAAAGCUGCUGAGCCUUCCCUGCCAUGAGCGGGGGAGCAGCGCACACGCUCCACGAAGGGUCCCCUUCACCCCACUGCCCCUUCGAUGCUGGUUCGGAUUGCCCAGUCUCGCCUGCUUCGAUGAGGUUGACGGGAUUUCUGGCCCUUCCUUGGAAAAAGGAGGCAGAGAGGAGUGGGUGUUGCUCUGUCAUCUGUUCCUGUGGAGCUGUGGCAUUGAAGCCAAGCAGCUGAGGAUCAAGCCUGCUUAGACAUAUGAACGCUGGGGUGCACGCUCCCCCUGCUAAUCCCUCGCGGUGGGCAUGCAUAGGAGGCACGUUCCUCCAUUGAGGCAGGUCCUCAAGGAACCUGGUUUAGACCCAGCAGUCUCUGGUGUCUGUUUCCAUCCACUCUCCCCGUCCCCCACACACCCUUGCCCAGCAUCUCCCCCUGGGUAUGUCUGUCUUCAGACAUGAUUCUGAAAUCUUGCUACUUCCUUGCUUGCAGUGUGUUGCUGCAGAAGCUAGGAGGCGCUCUCACUGCUAGCUGACUCUCUCCCACCACCUUUCUCCUCCUGUGACUGCAGGCAGCUCCAAGGCUGCUCUUGGUAUCAGGGUCUCAAUGGUGGGUAACAAGGAGCAUUGACCACUGGGCUGCUCUCCUGCGGACCUUAACUGAACUAUGGGGCUGACCUGUGUGCCACCGAAAGUCUCCCUCCCUCCUAAGGGGAUGCCUAUCCACGCUCCCAUUCUAUUCAGACCCCUGCCUAGGCUGGGAUUCCAGCUCUGGGGGUCUCUGCACAGCAGUGAGAAAUCCCUGGCAUUGUCAAAUGUGAACUAACUCAUCUGACCGCUUAGUCCACCACUACUAGCCCCUGGUCAUUUUGUAAAUGUGCCAGUGUAUUUGUAUGUAAUGUAUUUAUAUGGCCUCAUGGAGAGAGGUGCUUAUGGAGGCUGCUGGAUUCUUAGACACUUAAAAAAAUAAAUUACCACUUAGUUUUGCAUCCUGAUCUGUAAAGCGAGAAAUGGGGGCAUCCUUCUCGCUGGGGGGAGGGAUAGCUCAGUGGUUUGAGCAUUGGCCUGCUAAACCCAGGGUUGUGAGUUCAAUCCUUGAGGGGGCCAUUUAGGGAUCUAGGGCAAAAAUCUGUCUGGGGAUUGGUCCUGCUUUGAGCAGGGGGUUGGACUAGAUGACCUCCUGAGGUCCCUUCCAACCCUGAGAUUCUCAUGCUAUUUGGUGGUAGGUUGGCCAAUGGGGAGUCUGUGCAUGCAGGGCCUUUUUGUGUGAUAGGACUCAUGAGUGUGCGCGCUGUCCUGGCAGCUUGUUGGUAUCCGUCUACCAUGCAGGAGUCCCAGGAUCCUCGCCUCUCAUGCGCUGGCCUGUCAAUAUUGGGGAGAUAACAGCUUGGCCUAAGAAACCAGUGCAGCAUGAAGUGCCAUGUGCCGCUACUCCAGCUGAGCCAGCCCCUCUGCUAGGGCAAGGGGUGAAUUGGUCACCCAGUGUCAGCCUCAUGAAGGCUUUGUGACCUAGCCAUACUCUCUGGCCGCAGAGGAGUCUGUGUGGGAGCGGCACUGGGGACAAAUCAGAGGUGUAGCACGUAGGGAGUGUAACACGUAAUGGAAAGGUAACCCUCUCCCCACCAGAGGAGGUGAGCUAAAGAUCCAGGCUACAUGGAGGACAUUAAUCAGGAAUCUCUUCAGAGGUGAUGACUAAUGCAUGGAGCAGAACUGCACAGGAAUCAAGAGAAGAUGCAAUUGUGACUGUGCUCUUAAUACUGACGUCUUCCAGGAUCCAAGGAUGUUGGGUACCUGGAGUAGGGUCAGCCCCAGCACUGCCUCCUGUCCUGUAUAUUCCUGCUGUUGCUUCUGUCUCCUACCCACUCCCCAUUGGCAUCACUGAUACCUGUAACUUCUUAGCAUUUAUAGAGCACUUACCAGCACUUUUCAGACAUAAAAUCGGCCAUAAUGGGUCAGACCAAAGAUCUAUCUAGCCCAGAAUCCUGUCUUCCGACAGUGGCCAGUGCCAGGUUCUUCAGAGGGAAUGAUCAGAACAGGUCAUCAUCAAGUGAUCCAUCUGGUCACCCAUUCCCAGCUUCUGGCAAACAGAGGCUAGGGACACCAUCCCUACCCAUCCUGGCUAAUAGCCAUUGAUGGAUCUAUCCUCCAUGAACUUAUCUAGUUAUUUUUUUAACCCUUGGCCUUCACAACAUCCUCUGGCAAGGAGUUCCACAGGUUGACUGUGUGUUUGUGUGAAAAAAUAUUUUUUGUUUGUUUUAAACCUGCUGCCUAUAUUUCAUUUGGUGACCCCUAGUUCUUGUGUUAGGAGGAGUAAGUAACACUUCCUUAUUUACUUUCUCCACACCAGUCAUGAUUUUAUAGACUUCAAUCCUAUCCCCCCUUAGUCAUCUCUUUUCCAAGCUGAAAAGUCCCAGUCUUAUUAAUCUCUCCUCAUACAGAAGCUGUUCCAUACCCCUAAUCAUUUUUAUUUUACUCUUUUCUGAUUGAAGUGCUAGUGGCGUGGACAGAUCAACAUUAAAUAGCUGGUCCAAGGGGAGGGAUAGCUCAGUGGUUUGAGCAUUGGCCUGCUAAACCCAGGGUUGUGAGUUCAAUCCUUGAGGGGGCCACUUGGGGAUCUGGGGCAAAAUCAGUACUUGGUCCUGCUAAGGAAGGCAGGGGGCUGGACUCGAUGACCUUUCAAGGUCCCUUCCAGUUCUAGGAGAUGGGAUAUCUCCAUUAUUAUUAUUUUUUUUUUUUCUGAAGCUUUUCCAAGUCCAAUAUAUCUUUUUUUGAGAUGGGACAAUCACAUCUGCACGCAGUAUUCAAGAUGUGUGCGUACUAUGAAUUUAUAUAGAGGCAAUAUGAUAUUUUCUUAUUAUCUAUCCCUUUCUUAAUGAUUCCCAACAUUCUGUUCACUUUUUUGACUGCCGCUGCACAUUGAGUGGAUGUUUUCAGAGAACUAUCCACAAUGACUCCCAAGAUUUUUCUUGAGUAGCAACAGCUAAUUUAGACCCCAUCAUUUUAUAUGUAGAGUUGGGAUCAGUAUAUGUAUAGUGAAUGAUGAAGCCUCCUGACCCACAGACCUGUACAGAAGUAACUAUAGCUGAGAGGCAGAGUAGAGAAGUGAUAGAAUAGAGAGGGAGAAAAUGGAAUUUGGUUCUUGUGCUCACAUGAUAUAUAUCUACAGCAGAUGCUUGUGUGUGUGGACAGACCUACUAUCUAAGGAGCGUGUUGGGCUGUAUAGACAGGGCAGAGACGAGGGGUUAACCCUCUUCUGGCCUUAGGAAAGAUCACAGCUUCCUCAAGUGCAGGGAUCUGUAAGGUAGCUGAGCCAAGCUAUGUGUGGGAAAUUAACAAAUCCUGUUCUCUCAGCAUGAGUCCAGGGGAGUUGUGGCAGGGAGAGUGGGGAGGAAGGUUCUCCAAGGACAAGGGGUGGAGCCGAGAAGAGACCUAUCCUUGCUGCAGUUGUGCCAAGGUUGGGCCAUGCGCUCUCAUGGUUGUUGAGGCUGGCCUGUUGAGGCUGGCCUGUGACUCUUUUGAAGAGCACUAAAGUUGAAUUUGAGCCCUGUGUAAAAGCAGCUAUUUUUCUCCCCUGUUUUUCAAUAAUCAAUACUAUACAGUUGUGAAAACUGUGCCUACCCUCUGCUCUGACAGGCUUGUCUAGGGCUUGUAUCUGCAUUAAAGCUUAGCUGCCACUUCCAAAGUGAGCUAGGCCUACAUCUGUAAGGAGCCGGAGCAGAGCCUGGCUAGCAUGUGCUGCAUUUGGAUAGAAGUGGAGCUAUUCUCACAGUUCUGCUUCCUACUGAGAAAUUGGGCUAGGGGCAAAGGGGAGAACCUAUCCUGAAUGAAAGUGGGGAAGCUUUUAAAUUUAGCCACACGAUGGCAGUAACGUCUCCAUUAUAAUCCUCCAUGCAGCUCCCUGGAGUAGAUUUCUGUUCGAGAUGCACUCCAUUUAUUGCUCAACCUCCUGCAUGGUUAAAUGUUUAUCUGUGUACAUGGGGAAAGGAUUUGGGACGAAUUAAAUACUUGCUUAAAAUAAGGCAUAAAUAAUUUCAAUUAACAGGUUGCAUAUGGUCUUAGUGUGAUUAUGAUGUAGGGGUAAUGGCUAUUCGUAGCAGCUCACCUGCUAUCCCUUCCUGGGCAGGGAGUAAUUCACAGGUGCUGUGAUUGUUAAAGCUGACUUGGGCUAAGAGACGUAAUGGGUCAGUUUUGUGGGGUGGAUAGCGGUAGGAUCCAUCUGCCAGAGCUAAGGGAAAGAUUUAAGUUGGGCCAGGGCCGGGCCAGCCUUUGAGAGUCCAAGGAGCGAAUUCCCAAAGGGCUUACUGGCCUCUAGAAUUAGAUCUACAGUAAAACCUUUGUGAGAGACCACCUUUGGAGAGAGACCACCUAUCAUGAGUGCCUAUGGGUAGAGGCCAUGGACCAUCACUGCUAUCUGGUGUGCAAGCUUUUGAAGAGAGGUGACCGCUUUUGGUAACUCCCAUGAGUGGUUGCUCUAGGCGGAGAAAUGGGCUGUGUCUUACCCCUGGCUUACUGCUGGAAAUUACUUUGGCUGGAGUUCAUCAGCGGUGUUCACCCUCCUCCCUCUCUAAGCACAAGGGGUACACGGUGGCUUGUCCCAGUAGCUGGAGGGGUGAUGCUACGGCCGUGUCCUUCCUCCCAGCUCCAGCCUGGGCUAGAGUAGCAGCCACUCUGUUCCUCCAAGUCCUGGGAGCAUUGGGCGACUUAACACUAGUGAGGGAAAUGCCCCUUCCAACAGCAGCUUCUGUCCACUGAAGUGUGCAGGCAUUGGGGGCACGGGGGCCUUAACACUGCACCCCCACCUUUACUCAUCCCCCACCGCUAUAACGGGGAGAGCGGUAAAGAGCUAUUGCAUCACCAGCACUCACAAGUUUUCUUUAGCUGAAAGAGGUCACAGGACUUUGCAAAAAGAGAGAAGUGCCCGGUUUUCUCCUCAAAAGGAUAAUUACUAAAGGCAAAGUGGUGAUAUAUUUUGUGAGGGAGGCUGUGGAAAAUUCAGUCCUCUACCCCCUCUGUUCCUUGGCGUUGAACAUUUAAUAACUUUCAGGAGAGAGAGGAGGAAGUGGAGAAGAGGUGGGGGCAGGGCCUUGGGAAAGGGAAUGGAAUCGGGGCAUACCCCCUCCAGCCCCCUGCUGUGAACUGCUCAGGGCAGGGGGCUGGGAGCACCCCCACAACCCAAGCCCUGACCCCUGCACCGACCUCACAAACUCCGAGCCCCUUGCCCUGACCCCUGCACACCCCCACCCCAUGUCCUGACUCCUGCACCCCCCCACAUCCCAACCCUCACCCUGAGCACCAAAUGGGAGCUCCUGCACCCUCCCCCCCCACAUACCCACCUGCACCCCUCACACCGAAUGGGAGCUGCCCCAGGUAGGUGCUCCACACCCCAACCUCCUGCCCCAACCCUGAGCCCUCUCCCUCAUUCUAGCUCCUGGCCAGACCCCAACUCCCAGCCAGCUCCUGCACCCUAUCUCCCUCCUAGACCCUGUACCCCCACCCUCAGCUCGGUGCAGAGAGAGGCAAAGAGAAUGGGCUAGAACCAGGGAGAAGGUAGGUACCCACUCUGUGGGCAGGGGUGAGGGGGGGGAUCCUGUUUACCCUCUCUCCAGCCCUGCUGUGCUUGUAGUUUACUCCCGGACCCUCCCUUGCUCCAGCGACCAACCCUAGCUCCCGCCCCGCUGUGUUUUUGCCCCCAGCCCCUGCCUUGCUCCAGUUAGGAGGGACUAAUCCUCCCCCCAUGCUCCUCUCACUCCGGCCCCUCCCUUGCUCCAGCUGGGAACCAAUCCUUCCCCCCCACACACACCAUGCCCAGCUGUCAGGGUGGAUAAAAAUCAAUGACUCAAAAAAA
Messenger RNA from Malaclemys terrapin pileata, 7445 nucleotides. It is a transcript of the gene C2H8orf58, whose product is annotated as chromosome 2 C8orf58 homolog. Lineage: Eukaryota; Metazoa; Chordata; Testudines; Emydidae. The record is from RefSeq and is a predicted model, not a curated record. The transcript has 7 exons. The coding region runs from base 150 to 1568 and encodes 472 amino acids.